AUGAAGGUGCUGAAGGGCUGCGGUAUGCGCUCCUCUGUGGGCUUUCUGUCCCGCCGCGGGUUGACGGGGCAGCCGCUAAUGAAGGACGAGUUCCAACGGCGAAGGCUAGCCGGCUGCACCAGCCUGUACAAGAAGGACUUGCUCGGACACUUCGGCUGCGUCAACGCCAUCGAGUUCUCCAACAACGGCGGAGAGUGGUUGGUGUCCGGGGGAGAUGACCGCCGGGUGCUCCUGUGGCACAUGGAAGAAGCCCUCCACUCUCGUGCUAAGCCACUCAAGCUGAAGGGAGAACAUUUGUCCAACAUCUUCUGCCUUGCCUUUGACAGCAGCAACAAGAAGGUUUUUUCUGGAGGAAACGACGAGCAGGUGAUUCUUCAUGACGUGGAGAGGCGAGAGACGCUCAACGUCUUCCUGCACAUCGACGCCGUGUAUAGCCUCUCAGUCAGUCCGGUAAACGACAACGUCUUCGCCAGCUCAUCGGACGAUGGCCGCGUCCUCAUCUGGGACACCCGGGAGCCGCCGCAUGGAGAACCGUUCUGCCUGGCCAACUACCCGUCAGCCUUUCACAGUGUGAUGUUCAAUCCGGUGGAGCCCCGACUGCUGGCCACCGCCAAUUCCAAGGAAGGUGUCGGGUUAUGGGACAUCCGCAAACCACGCAGCACACUGCUGCGCUACGGUGGCAGCAUGUCACUGCAGAGUGCCAUGAGUGUGCGCUUUAACAGCACUGGCACACAGCUGCUAGCGCUGCGUCGCCGCCUACCGCCCGUCCUCUACGAGCUACACUCGCGCCUACCCAGCUUCCAGUUUGACAACCAAGGCUACUUCAACUCCUGCACCAUGAAAAGCUGCUGCUUCGCUGGCGACCGCGAUCAAUACAUCCUGUCCGGCUCUGAUGACUUUAACCUCUACAUGUGGAAAAUCCCCACGGACCCUGAAACAGUAGGUCGCGUGGUGAACGGGGCAUUCAUGGUCCUGAAAGGCCACCGUUCCAUCGUCAACCAGGUCCGCUUUAACCCGCACACGUACAUGAUUUGUUCCUCUGGUGUGGAAAAAGUCAUCAAGGUGUGGAGUCCUUACCAGCAGCCCGACAGCCUGGGUGAUCUGGACGGGUGCGUGGAGGACAAAUGCCGCAGCCUGUACACACAUGAGGAGUACAUCAGUUUGGUGCUCAACAGCGGCAGCGGCCUGUCGCACGACUAUGUCAGCCAGUCCAUCCAGGAGGAUCCGCGCAUGAUGGCCUUCUUCGACUCACUGGUGCGCCGCGAGAUCGAGGGCUGGAGCUCCGAUUCCGACUCGGACCUCAGCGAGGACGCAAUCAUGCAACUGCACGCCCGUGGACGUCGAACCACCCGCGCGGCGGCGGCCGCGGCUGCUGAGGGCAUACCCGGAGCCGCGGUCAGACCGGACGACUCUGAUAAUUCCAGCUCAGGAGGGGACGACGACGGGCGGGCCAGAAGGCGGGGCAGCCGGCCACCGUCGGGCUUAGUGGCCAACGAUGACUCGGACUCCAGUGAAUUCUGGCUGAACCCCAUGCCGCGCCCUCGCUCUCCGAGCCCGCGCGACUACGCCACCUUGUCCAUCCCUUCGUCCACUUCUCCCUCGCUACCCGCCGGGGCCUCCAGCCCCUCGGCCAGCGCCUCCAGCUCCAGCAGCGAGGACGAGGAACGACGGAGCGCCGUACGCCGGCGCAACGUGAUGAGGCGGCGACGCUCGCGGGUGGCCUCGCGAGCCGGCGAGCGGCCCGACACGGACCACGGCGGCGAGGCGCUGUUCUCCGCCGUCGACUCAUGCAGCUACCCGUCCAUAUCCGUCCACGACUCGACGUCGUCGUCGGAGGAACUGGAACGCGGUGGCGGGAAACAACGUCUCAGCCUGUCGGAUUUGGUGUGCGGCAGCCCGGUGAUGUCGCCCGAAAGUCGGGACGAAAGGAGCGAGCCCGCAGCGCGACGGCACGGCAGGACCGAUGCAGUCUCAGACGACGGAGACGCGGGCGCGAACAGCUGCUGCCGAGACACCGCCACCGGACAGCCGGACGACGAGGUUGCCGAUGAAGAUGCGGCAGCGGCGGACACAAGGACGGGAGAAAGGCUAAAACUCCCCACGCAGAAGAGGACUCACACGGGAUCAGAAGAGGGUGAUUGCGGUUCUUCAGAGAAGAAGCUCAAAACAUAG
Messenger RNA from Nerophis lumbriciformis (worm pipefish), 2172 nucleotides. Lineage: Eukaryota; Metazoa; Chordata; Actinopteri; Syngnathiformes; Syngnathidae. The record is from RefSeq and is a predicted model, not a curated record.